Molecule: messenger RNA, 307 nt
Organism: Paramecium octaurelia
Lineage: Eukaryota; Ciliophora; Oligohymenophorea; Peniculida; Parameciidae
Source: the annotation of a GenBank genome assembly
AUGGAAAAUAUAAUAAAAGCAGCUAAAGAGAUACUCAAAUUCAUUGGAGUUGCUAUUAUUUCUGAAUAUGCCAUACCAACCCAUUUUAAUAAGUAAAACAAUUGUAUAAUUAAGUAAUAUCACUGAUAGUUUCGAUUGCGGAAUCUUUACAUUGCUAUCUUUACUCUACACUUAUCAAAACUAACCCUAUGAUUAUUAUUAAUAAAUUGUGACCAAAUAUAGACAGUUAAUCCUAUAAAACCUGGCCAUUGUGGGAUUUCAAAUAGAGAUUAGCUAAGAGUUACUUGAAAGAAUAAUUAAGCUAUGA